GCUUCAGCCAACAGUGCGCGUGUGUGCAGCACAAACACGGCAGCAUUUGCAUCAAACGAAACGAGAGUGCACGCGUCGUUGCAUCGUGUUAAAUGGGCGCGUAAUUACGCACGGCUGAACUCUCGUCGGGGAUUCCACCCAUUUUGCGCUUCUUGUGUCGGUUUUGGGGCGUGGCUUUUCUGAGUAAUUGAGGGACUUAUUUUCAUUAGCUGUUUCUUUUAUCUUUUCUUUUUCUCGUCCACUUCAUAGACGAUGUCAGGGGGAAGUUGUGUGACGCGCUGCCUGCGUUUCAGAAGUACACAUGCUGCUUAAGCGGAUCGGUCGCAGAGAGCGAAGGACGCGCGUCGCCCGGUGCGCAGGUCGGAUCCGCGCGUUACACGCCGCUGGCGCAGCUUUCGCCAACUCGGCGGUGCAAGAGAGCUGCUUUAAAGUGAAUUCCUUUCCUUUCAACAGAUGGCUGGUUCGGCGGCUCACACUUGUGGGAUAUUCCUGGAUUACAGCAGAAAGACUUCUUUGCUCCUCUGUGACUAGAGGCAGCGCGCGCGUGUGACUUGUCUUCUGUAAUGCUCUGCCUGCAGCUUUUAGUCCUCCGACACACAUUGCUGAGAUGGAUAAGUUAUACAUCGUGAUUGAGGUAUUAAUUGCUAUUCUUUCUAUAUCCGGCAACAUACUGGUUUGCUGGGCCGUCGCCAUCAACACCACUUUGAAGAACGCCACCAACUAUUUCCUCGUGUCUCUGGCCGUGGCUGAUAUUCUGGUCGGUUGCCUCGCCAUCCCCUUUGCCAUAACCAUCAGCAUCGGCAUACACCUGGACUUCUACGGAUGCCUCUUCCUGGCCUGCUUUGUCCUGGUGCUGACCCAAAGCUCCAUCUUCAGCCUUCUCGCUAUUGCAAUUGAUCGAUAUUUGGCUGUGAAGAUUCCUCUGAGAUACAAGGAGUUGAUGACGGGAAAGACCGCCAGAGAGAUCAUCGCUAUCUUAUGGAUCCUUUCCUUUGUCAUUGGCCUCAUCCCCUUCUUUGGCUGGAACUUAAAGUCCACGGGCUGCGGGAACAGCAUCUCUGACAACGCCACCAACGGCGGCCCCGUGGACGGGCCGAGGGGCGGAGGAGACUUGCUACAGAGCUGCAAGCUCCAGUGCUUCUUUGAGAGUGUGGUGGACAUGCGCUACAUGGUCUACUUUAAUUUCUUUGUGUGCGUGCUGCUGCCGCUCCUCAUCAUGCUGGGCAUUUACAUGAAGAUCUUCACUGUGGCCAGAAAGCAGCUGAGGCAGAUCGAGCUCAAGUGCGUGGGCAACGGGGACAGCCCGCACCACGGGCUGCUGCAGAAGGAGAUCCGGGCCGCCAAAUCGCUCUCCAUCAUCGUGGGACUGUUCGCCGUCUGCUGGCUGCCCGUGCACAUCCUCAACUGCCUCACGCUGUUUUACAAGGAGCUGCCGAAGGACAACGUCGUCAUGUACGUGGCCAUCAUUCUGUCUCACGCCAACUCCGCGGUCAACCCCAUCAUCUACGCUUACCGCAUCCAGGACUUCAGGAACACCUUCCGAAAGAUCCUGGCCCAGCACUUCCUCUGCCGCAGGGAGGAGCUGUACCUCAGCUCUAACGGCAGCAGACACAACAGAGACCAGAUCCACAUGACCAUCGACCCUCUGCUAUAAAGACGGGUGGGGGGGGGGUCCAUCUUUGUCGACUCAGUGUUUCAGCCUUGACUUUCAUUUCCACUGAGGUUUAUAUGUUUACAGAACAAGGGUAAUGUGUGAAGAACCGAUGUCAGGCGCGCCUUGAAUGUGGACAUUUAUUUAUGAAUCGGGUCAGGCAGUGCAAUGUUGAAUGGCGAGUCUUACAUAACCCUUUGUCUUGUGAAGGAUUUGUUUUUCGUUUUUUUAAUCACAUUGAAGCUAGCUGGAUUUGCUGGACUGUGAACAGAAUCCAAACAUUUUAAAUCCACUCUGACUAAACUCUUUACACUCAUUUUCACCUGCUAUUUUAUAUUGUCAGUGUUUAUUAAUUUAUCUAAAGAUCAAAAACCUUGUGUGGCUUGGACUGUGCUUGUGGACCUUGAGAGGCACCCAGUAGUUCUUUUAGCCUCACUUACGUGAAUUCCUACUCGUGAUCAUCACCAGAUUCAUCUAAAAACAUAUUUUUUGUACCAAUACUUUCUUUGAUCGCAGAGAUGCUAUUGAGCUGUUGCUUCAACUAAGUGCCCGUAUUGUCCUGCUGCUAGUAAACGCUCCACAACGAAACAAAUGUUACGCCCGAGGGAGAAGGUCGUCCAGAGAGGAUCGACGAUCACAGGGACUCUCAUACAUAAAACAAGCAUGAUCUGAUUCAGUCGUGUAGACCCAGACAGAAGUGGUUAAACAUACCUGCGGCAGUGCUCCAUAUAUAAUGUAUAUGUUGACAUUUCUUCAGACAAGCUCAGGAAGUGAGAAAAUGAUUGUACCCUUUCUAAAAAUGUGGCAUCUGCAGAGACGUUUUGCUCUGAGCCAUAAAAUGUCCAAUUUGACACUUUAAAUCAAUGCAAUUCAUGUUUUUCCUCAUCGCCCAUGCUUCUGGCACUGAUGUACCUUGUGGCUUACACCGCUUAAAGCACUAUUUACAAUGAAACCCCCCCCCUCACACAGCUGGGAACCUGAAGCUCUCAUCUGCCCUGUUGGCAGUGAGUCCUCCAACAAACCGUUAAAAGGCACCGACUCAGAUGAGCGGUUUAAACGGUGAAACCUCUAAAAUAUGUUGCACUGAGGACUCAAUCCACUUUAAUCGUUACACUUAUUCGUUGUUUGAGGCAACACAAAACUUAAAGCACCUGUGCGCUGUCUUUGUAUUUGUGUUAUUUAUUUUUGUGUGGUGGCAGGGGUUAGCAUUAUCGUGAACGGUCCAGUUGUGCUUAUGGAACGUAAGAAAUCUGGAUAUGGUGAUUAAUAUAACAAACGAGCAGAGUUCUGUUUAGAGAAUAACCAGUAAAAAAAAAAAACGAGGGUUACCCCGGAACCAUCACUACGCAAAUGAAAACACAUGCACUGACAUUUGAGACUAGUUCCUGUUUAGUGUGCGUUACUGGUGGUGUUGAACCAUGUCGUGUUGGUGUUCUAAGACGUAGUGAGCCUCCACUAUUCACCAUCGCCCUGCAUUUGUCGUUGUGUAACACCUCCAAGGGCUAAAUACAGGAAUGUGCCAAAGUUUUAGUACAUUCCAGAGACAUCUAUACUAUAACUGCACUGUACUGUUGUGUUGUCGUUGUGUGAGAAAUGUACCGUAGGUAUCCAACUUUCUACAAGCUAUUGAUUAAUGUCAAACUAUUGCCUUUUGUGAUUCUUCAAGGUAAGAUGGACAAAAACAUGUUGAUCUGGUUCAACAUUCCUGCCUUUCAUUCCGAAGUACCUGUCAGUGUGCCAGUGUUGUUAUUCUAAUCAGGAGAAACAUCCACCGCGGUCAAGCUCAACCUUUCAAGAGGCCAUCCUAUAUUUCAUUCAACAAAACUCCAACUGCGAGCGGAUACUGAUAUUUAACAUGAUACAACCUGUGUGUAUGGUGAAUCAUUUUGUUGAUAAAGGCAAUGUUUAUAUUGUUA
Molecule: messenger RNA, 3567 nt
Organism: Gasterosteus aculeatus aculeatus (three-spined stickleback)
Lineage: Eukaryota; Metazoa; Chordata; Actinopteri; Perciformes; Gasterosteidae
Gene: adora2b
Product: adenosine A2b receptor
Biological process (GO): G protein-coupled adenosine receptor signaling pathway; vasodilation; adenylate cyclase-activating G protein-coupled receptor signaling pathway
Cellular component (GO): plasma membrane
Molecular function (GO): G protein-coupled adenosine receptor activity
Source: RefSeq, a predicted model, not a curated record